This is a messenger RNA of Myotis daubentonii (Daubenton's bat), 818 nucleotides long. RefSeq names its product mitochondrial intermembrane space import and assembly protein 40-like. The transcript has a single exon. Bases 229 to 645 code for a protein of 138 amino acids. The record is from RefSeq and is a predicted model, not a curated record. NCBI's taxonomy places the organism in Eukaryota, Metazoa, Chordata, Mammalia, Chiroptera, Vespertilionidae.
CCUCUGAGUCUACGUGUGCUUUUCUUUUUCCUUCUAGUUGUAGAAUUUCCACUCAGCCAGCCUUCCUGUAGUUCUGGAUGAUGUCCGUUUUGUCUUUUUGUUGUAUUUUUGAAGUUGUUGUGGGAGACAGCAAUUUCCGGUUUUUACCUAUGCUGCCAUCUUUGUUUCUCCAUACGUUAAAUUUUUGUUGUAAAAAGAAUACCAAAACAGGAGUGCUGGACUGCAGCCAUGGCCUACUGCUGGCAGGAAGGAAAAGAUCAAAUAAUAUUUGUGACCAAAGAAGACCAUGAAACUCCAAGCAAUGCAGAGCUGGUGGCUGACGAUCCCAAUGAUCCAUACGAGGAGCACGGGUUGAUCCUGCCAAAUGGAGACAUUAACUGGUACUUCCCGUGCCCUGGGGGAAUGGCUAGUGGCCCCUGUGGGGAACAGUUCAAGUCAGCCUGUUCCUGCUUCCACUAUAGCACGGAGGAUCUCAAAGGAUCAGACUGUGUAGACCAGUUCUGGCCCAUGCAGGAAUGCAUGCAGAAAUACCUGGACCUCUAUCCCCAAGACAAGGAGGAGGAGGAGGAGAAGCCAGCAGAACGUUUAGAAAAGGCAGCUCUAGCUAAGGCCACCACAACCAAAGAACAAGAGGGGUCAAGCUAAUGAGGGCCAUGCUGCAGCACUGGCUCCAGGCCUUCCACCUCAGAUUGAUAUGAACCUUUUGCAAAUGCCUUUCAGUCACUCUAUAAGAAAGUCUUUCUCUCUAUUGUUCUGUGCACUGUAAUGUACAAAAUAACUUAUUUUGAUGAUCAGGGGUUUAGGCUCCUUGCCAUAUG